GGAGCGCCCAGCUGAGCACCCCGGCCUCGGCGCGCGCCCACCCAUGGCCCUCGGGCCGCCGUGCCUGGCGCCCCGUCCCGUGCGCUGCAGCUGCCGCCCGCCCGCGGCGCGAUGCCCACCGGCCCGGGUCUGGACCAGGCGCUGAAGAUGCCGCUGGCCCGGAGGUCACGGAUCGGCUCCACCGUGGGACCUGCGCGUUCUUCCUCGGGCUACAAGAAAGCAGAGGAUGAAAUGUCCCGGGCCACGUCUGUUGGCGACCAGCUGGACGCACCAGCCCGUACCAUUUACCUCAACCAAACGCAUCUCAACAAAUUCCGUGACAACCAGAUCAGUACAGCCAAGUAUAGUGUGUUGACAUUUCUACCUCGAUUCUUGUAUGAGCAGAUUAGAAGAGCUGCGAAUGCCUUCUUCCUCUUCAUUGCCUUAUUACAGCAAAUUCCAGAUGUAUCUCCAACGGGAAGAUAUACCACCCUGGUGCCAUUGAUCAUUAUUUUAACAAUUGCUGGCAUCAAAGAGAUAAUAGAAGAUUAUCUAUUUUCCUUUUUGUCACAGAAGAGACAUAAGGCAGACAAUGGAGUUAAUAAAAAGAAAACAAUAGUGUUAAGAAAUGGUAUGUGGCAGACCAUUAUGUGGAAAGAGGUGGCGGUGGGAGACAUUGUGAAGGCCGUCAAUGGGCAGUAUCUUCCUGCAGACAUGAUCCUGCUCUCCUCCAGUGAACCUCAAGCAAUGUGUUAUGUUGAAACAGCUAAUCUAGAUGGAGAGACGAACCUUAAAAUACGCCAGGGCUUGACCCUCACUGCUGACAUGCAAACAAGGGAAGUAUUGAUGAAAUUAUCUGGAACAAUAGAAUGUGAAGGGCCCAACCGUCACCUGUAUGACUUCACUGGAAAUUUAAACUUAGAUGGGAAAAGCCCGGCUUCCCUUGGGCCUGACCAGAUCUUAUUAAGAGGUACACAGCUUAGAAAUACUCAGUGGGUCUUUGGCAUAGUUGUGUAUACUGGACAUGACACCAAACUCAUGCAGAAUUCUACCAAAGCACCUCUCAAGAGAUCAAAUGUUGAGAAAGUGACCAAUGUGCAGAUUCUGGUGUUGUUUGGGAUCCUCCUGGUUAUGGCAUUAGUGAGCUCUGUGGGGGCCUGGUACUGGAAUGGGUCUCAAGGUGAAAACAACUGGUACAUCAAGAAGAUGGAAACAAGCUCUAAUAAUUUUGGAUACAAUUUGUUGACAUUCAUCAUCUUGUACAACAAUCUUAUUCCCAUCAGCCUGCUGGUAACUCUGGAGGUCGUGAAAUAUACUCAAGCCCUUUUUAUAAACUGGGAUACAGAUAUGUAUUAUGUUGUAAAUGACACUCCAGCAAUGGCUAGAACAUCAAAUCUUAAUGAAGAGCUGGGACAGGUAAAAUACCUAUUUUCUGACAAAACUGGCACUCUUACAUGCAAUAUUAUGAAUUUUAAGAAGUGCAGCAUUGCUGGAGUAACCUAUGGCCAUUUUCCAGAAUUGACAAGAGAGCCCUCCUCAGAUGAUUUCAGCCGGAUGCCUCCUCCAUCAAGCGAAUCAUGUGAUUUUGAAGAUCCCAGGCUCUUGAAGAACAUUGAAGAUGAUCAUCCCACAGCUCAUUGCAUUCAGGAGUUCCUCACUCUCCUGGCCGUAUGCCACACAGUUGUUCCUGAGAAGGAAGGAGAUGAUAUCAUCUACCAGGCCUCCUCCCCAGAUGAGGCUGCUUUGGUGAAAGGAGCUAAAAAAUUGGGCUUCAUCUUCACAGGCAGAACUCCGUACUCUGUCAUCAUUGAGGCCUUGGGACAGGAACAAACAUUCGAAAUCCUUAAUGUCUUGGAAUUUUCUAGUGACAGAAAAAGAAUGUCUGUGAUUGUUAGGACUCCUUCAGGACAACUUCGUCUCUACUGUAAAGGGGCUGAUAAUGUCAUUUUUGAUAGACUUUCAAGAGAUUCAAAAUACAUGGAGGAAACAUUAUGCCACCUGGAAUAUUUUGCCACUGAAGGUUUGAGGACUCUCUGUUUAGCUUAUUCUGACCUCUCUGAGAAUGAGUAUGAGGAGUGGCUGAAAGUCUACCAAGAAGCCAGCACAACUCUGAAAGACAGAGCCCAACAUCUAGAAGAGUGCUAUGAGCUCAUUGAGAAGAAUUUACUGCUGCUAGGAGCUACAGCCAUAGAAGAUCGCCUUCAGGCAGGGGUUCCAGAAACCAUAGCAACUCUGUUGAAGGCAGAAAUUAAGAUUUGGGUGUUGACAGGAGACAAACAAGAAACUGCAAUUAAUAUAGGAUAUUCUUGCCGGUUGGUAUCACAAAAUAUGGCCCUUAUCCUAUUGAAGGAAGAAUCUUUAGAUGCAACAAGGGAAGCCAUUACUCAGCACUGCACUGACCUCGGGAAUUUGCUGGGCAAGGAGAAUGAUGUGGCGCUUAUUAUCGAUGGCCACACUCUGAAGUAUGCACUUUCCUUCGAAGUGAGGAGAAGUUUCUUAGACUUAGCACUCUCCUGCAAAGCAGUCAUUUGCUGCAGAGUAUCUCCUCUGCAGAAGUCUGAGAUAGUGGAUGUGGUUAAGAAGAGGGUAAAAGCCAUCACUCUCGCCAUUGGGGAUGGUGCCAAUGACGUUGGGAUGAUCCAGACGGCCCAUGUGGGUGUGGGAAUCAGCGGGAACGAGGGCAUGCAAGCGACCAACAACUCGGAUUAUGCCAUUGCACAGUUUUCCUACUUAGAGAAGCUCCUGCUGGUUCAUGGUGCCUGGAGCUACAAUAGGGUGACCAAGUGCAUCCUGUACUGUUUCUAUAAGAACGUGGUCCUCUACAUUAUUGAGCUUUGGUUCGCCUUUGUUAAUGGAUUUUCUGGGCAGAUUUUAUUUGAACGAUGGUGCAUCGGCUUGUACAAUGUGAUUUUCACCGCCUUACCACCGUUCACACUGGGAAUCUUUGAGAGGUCCUGCACUCAGGAAAGCAUGCUCAGGUUUCCACAGCUCUACAAAAUCACUCAGAAUGCCGAAGGUUUCAACACAAAGGUUUUCUGGGGUCACUGCAUCAACGCCUUGGUCCACUCCCUCAUCCUCUUCUGGUUUCCCGUGAAAGCGCUGGAGCAUGAUGCUGUGCUGUCCAAUGGUCAUGCCACAGACUACUUGUUUGUUGGGAAUAUUGUUUAUACAUAUGUUGUUGUCACUGUCUGCCUGAAAGCUGGUUUGGAGACUACAGCUUGGACUAAAUUCAGUCACCUCGCUGUCUGGGGAAGCAUGCUGAUCUGGCUAAUGUUUUUUGGUGUCUACUCAACCAUCUGGCCUACUAUUCCCAUCGCUCCAGAUAUGAAAGGACAGGCAGCUAUGGUCCUGAGCUCUGCACACUUCUGGUUGGGAUUAUUUCUGGUUCCUACUGCAUGUCUGAUUAAAGAUGUGGCCUGGAGAGCGGCCAAGCAUACCUGCAGGAAAACACUUUUGGAAGAGGUACAAGAGUUGGAAACCAAGUCAAGAGUACUAGGGAAGGCAAUGCUCCGUGAUAGCAAUGGAAAGAGGAUGAAUGAGAGAGACCGUCUGUUGAAGCGGCUCAGCAGGAAGACCCCCCCGACACUCUUCCGCGCUGGCUCUCUCCAACAGUCUGUUCCCCAUGGAUAUGCCUUCUCCCAGGAAGAACAUGGAGCUGUUACACAAGAGGAAAUAGUUCGUGCUUAUGACACUACCAAAAGGGAAUCUAAGAAUAUAUAAGACAGGAAAGCCCCAAUCCACCCGAGGAAGGCGAGGCAGUUUGUUUCGCCCAAGGUUCACACACUGUUGUGGGAAGUGACUGUGGUGGCAGCAGCCACAGCACAGGAAGAUGCUUUUCUGAGGCCUUAGCCCAACAGUUUGUUAGUCCUCUCUUCUCUCACAAACCUGGAGCAUACACAGAAGGGGAAGUUGUUUAUUCCCUUCCAAGCUGUCUGCAGCGCUUGGCCUAAUAUUUGUUUAUGUUGUUAUGAAGCAUACAACUGUGCUCUGUGAGGUGUGAAAUUAAAAUCAUUAUGUUUCAGCGAUAUUUAAACAGCAGCAGCAGUGGUUUUGGGAGAAGAGUAAGAGAAUCUGAUAUUGUCAUGAGAAACCCAUCUUGUGGAAUUGGAUUUGGGAAAUGGGACACACUUUCUGUUUUGUUUACACAGAUCGAGCCCAUCAAGCUGCAUGUAAAAUCCUAUCAGAUAGGCCACUGUUUUGCUUUGAUUCUCUUUGGACAAAGUUGGCACAAUUGCAGUGAAAUCACAGAACUUUUUAGCUGGUGGUCAUUCUGAAGACUUUUCUUAGCACGUUCCCAGUGGCACUUUCCUAGGCAUCCUUGUGCCAGUGCUCCUGCAUCGCUGUGCUCAGUGCAUGGCAGCUGAUGGGCAACAACCCAAAUGGGCCCUGACCCUCUGUUGCAUAUACAGAUAUGAAUGCUAGAGCACCCUCUUCCCACUGCCCUUCUCUGGAAACAAUAAACAGCUAUGCUGCACAUACUGUAAA
Molecule: messenger RNA, 4464 nt
Organism: Suncus etruscus (white-toothed pygmy shrew)
Lineage: Eukaryota; Metazoa; Chordata; Mammalia; Eulipotyphla; Soricidae
Gene: ATP8A2
Product: ATPase phospholipid transporting 8A2
Exons: 37
Coding region: 112-3699 (1195 amino acids)
Biological process (GO): neuron development; phospholipid translocation
Cellular component (GO): plasma membrane
Molecular function (GO): magnesium ion binding; ATP binding; ATP hydrolysis activity
Source: RefSeq, a predicted model, not a curated record